ACACAUACUGGGGAUCCUGCAAGGCAGCCCUGCUUAGGAUCACUGCAUCCUGUACACUACAGGGACACAAAAAAGGAACCAGGAUCACUUUGGAUCUAGGAUUUAGUUAUUUAUGUGCAUCUUGUUAUGGGUUGAUCAUUCACUACAGAACCUAUUGCACUUUGCUAGGGGAUUGUACAAACACGUGGAUACUGGAUAUGUAUUAGUUACAUGUGAUCUCUAUCUCUGUAGUGCUAAAACUCAGGGGAUGAUAUAGAGUUGGACCCUGCUAACUUCAUAGGGUGGAGGAGAAGCUUUUUCUCAUCUCAGGGACACACGGAUUUGCAAGGUGUGAAAUAUUAAGACAAUGGUUUAAAGGAAUAAAUGAAUCAGCAGCAAAUUACUGACGAGCUCCUGCUGCUUUUGGUCAGGUUAUAGCAGAUACAUUUUUAGCAGCUGAGAAAAAAGUUGCAUAUUCCUAUCAUCAGACUGACUGAGCUCUGGCACUAAUGGAAAAACUGACAAGUUAAAUGCACUUGUAAUAUUUGCACCUGUCUAAUGGGUACUGGUAAUAGGAGUAUAUUACAGAGGUGCUGAAAUAUUCCCAUCUCUGCACCAAAUCUGCACAUGGAACAUAGAUACAGACUAAUGGAAAGGUGGUAAAAGAUGAGGCCUUCAGUGUUCCUGGCUCUUAUGAUUUUUUCUGCAGUAAGUGCUGAUGUAAAACUGGUAUCAAAAAGAAACUCAGUGGAUGGCUGUAUUGACUGGUCAGUGGAUCUGAAGACGUACAUGGCUUUGGCAGGCGAUCCUGUCCGACUGAAAUGUGCCCUAUUCUACAGUUAUAUCAGGACUAACUACACUAUGGCUCAAAGUGCUGGUCUAAGACUUAUGUGGUACAAAACAAAAGGAGACCUUGAAGAACCAAUUAUAUUCUCAGUGGUCCGAAUGAGCAAAGAUGAUGACUCUAUAUGGGUGCAUACAGCAGAGGUGCAGGACAGCGGAUUUUACACUUGUGUUCUCAGAAAUGCAACAUAUUGUAUGAAAGUGUCAAUGUCUUUGACGGUGGCUGAGAAUGAGCUGGGCCUUUGUUACAACAGCAGAAUUCGAUAUGUGGAGAAAGCAGAAGUCACCAAAAGGAAAGUGAUAACUUGUCCAGAUAUAGAAGAUUACAAGUCACCCAAUGAGGACAUGGAAGUGGUGUGGUAUAAGGAAUGCAAACCAAAGAAAUGGAGGAAUUUGGUUAUACAAAAAGGAAAUAGUCUAUUAAUCCAAGAAGUUCAAAAGGAAGAUGGAGGGAAUUAUACUUGUGAACUUAAAUAUGAAGGCCGGCCAAUUAGACGGACUGUUCAACUAAAGGUAACAGCUUUACUCACAGCCAAACCUCCCAGGCCCUUGUUCCCAGUGGAGAACCAGCCAAGUGUUAUAGAUGUCCAGCUGGGUAGACCACUCAGCGUAUUUUGCAAGGCUUUCUUUGGAUUUAGUGGAGAGUCUGGCCCUAUGAUCUAUUGGAUGAAGGGUGAGAGAUUUAUAGAAGAACUAGAAAACCACAUUAAAGAAGGAGUUAUCAGGUUACUUAAAGAGCAUCUCGGGGAGAAAGAAGUGGAAUUAGCAUUAACAUUUGAUGCAGUACAAGAAGCGGAUUUGGGUAAUUACACCUGCCAUGUAGAAAACAGGAAUGGAAGGAAACACGCCAGCGUCAUUCUUCGUAAAAAAGAAUUAAAAUAUAAUAUUGAACUGGCUGGAGGUCUUGGAGCAAUUCUACUUGUGUUUAUUCUGCUUGUGGUCAUUUAUAAGUGCUACAACAUAGAGCUAAUGCUCUUCUACAGACAAAAUUUUGGAAGUGAUGAGGCUGCAGAAGACAAUAAGGAAUAUGAUGCCUAUCUUUCAUACACCAAAGUUGAUCCGGACUCCUUAGAUAAUGAAAGCAAAGAAGAAGAGCAGUUUGCACUCGAAAUUCUUCCAGAUAUCCUGGAGAAACAUUAUGGAUACAAACUAUUUAUUCCGGACAGGGAUAUGAUUCCCAGUGGAACAUAUAUGGAGGAUCUCGCCAGAUGUGUAGAACAAAGCAGAAGACUGAUCAUUGUACUGACCCCAGCUUAUGUUAUCCGAAGAGGGUGGAGUAUCUUUGUAUUGGACAGCCGUCUCCAUAACAUGCUCACUAGUGGGGAAAUUAAAGUCAUACUGAUAGAAUGUACUAAUCUGAGAGCAAGAGUGAACUAUCAAGAAGUGGAAUCAUUAAAGCAUGCUAUUAAGCACCAAUCAUUAGUCAAGUGGAAUGGGCCCAAAAGCAACAAAAAGAAUUCCAAGUUUUGGAAGCAUCUAGUGUAUGAGAUGCCUGUGAAAAAACGAGAAGUGUUGUCACGACAGCAUGUCCUAGAUAGUGGUGAGCAGAGUCUUUUUGGAGAUUUGCAUACUGUACCUCCUGUUGCGGUAACAGGAACAUCUGCCAGUUUGGCACCUUCCCAAGGAGACAUAUCAGGUUUCCAUCAUGCAGAUCCAAUGCAAAUGAGACAUUUCUGCAGAGCAUAUGAAUAUGAGAAAUCAUCUCUAGGCAAUCAUCAUACCUACUGUAACAUACCUUUAACCCUAUUAAAUGGGCAACUGCCCCAUAACAGUGCAGUCAAAGACCCACAAGAAUUUCACGGCAACAGUAAAUUGAUACCAAUCUCUUCAAAGGAAUUAAGCUUCACCAGUGAUAUUUGGUAGUUAAAAAAAAAAAAAAAAGAACUAAGACAACUCGUUUCUCUUAAUUUACAAACUUUUUGAACAUUUUCUUCUACUGGAACUUAAAAUUCUACCACAGGGGUCCUGAAAAAGCUUUUAAAUGCUGACUCAAAUACUCAGUUUUCUACUUGAACAUUUUGUUUACAUUACAGGAUAUAA
Messenger RNA from Bombina bombina (fire-bellied toad), 2862 nucleotides. It is a transcript of the gene IL1RAPL2, whose product is annotated as interleukin 1 receptor accessory protein like 2. The coding region runs from base 646 to 2685 and encodes 679 amino acids. Gene Ontology annotation, biological process: signal transduction. The transcript is spliced from 11 exons. The record is from RefSeq and is a predicted model, not a curated record. NCBI's taxonomy places the organism in Eukaryota, Metazoa, Chordata, Amphibia, Anura, Bombinatoridae.